AUGGACUUUCGGGCCAAGUACUGGCUUUGUGGAUUCAUUUCUGCAUCUGCCUUCUUCGAGAUAUUCAGGUCCAAUGCACCUUUGACGAGCAGCAGCUGUUGUCCUUGCCCUCAUCGUGAGGAACCUGUCAAAGUCACGGGAUCACAGGUCGUACCAAUGGCGACGAGCACAGGCCAAGGCAACGCGCAAGAACUUGAGGCUGGAAUGGUUGAAGGCCCUUCGCUCGACGAACCGAAUGCCCUGGAUGCGGAGGCGGCAGAAACACCAGCACCAGCGUCACCAGCACCGGCGGCACCACUCACACGAAGCACACUGACCAGCUCGGGCCACGAGAUGGAUGGGACGGAUGGGUGGCCCAGGCCCUCAGAGUUUGCUGCUUGCAGGAAGAUCUUUCUGGACCUGGGUGCGAACCGCGCCACGCACAUCCGCAAGCUCUUCGAACCAAAGAAGUACAAAAAGUCCCCAUAUCUUCCUAUUUUCGACAAGCUCUUUGGAUCCGGCACCUACCGCACACAACCUUCGUCCGUCACGGGCUUAUGCGCAUUUGGUUUUGAGGCGAACUCGAGGUGGAAAAAAACCCACCGGCAAAUCGAGAAGGCUUACGCGGCGAAAGGAUGGUGGGUGAAGAUCUUGAAUGUUGCUGUGGGCAACACCAGUGGAGAGCGAGUGUUUUACAAGAACCGCAAGCCAAAUGCCGACAAGAAUGCCAAAAGCGACUGGGCUGUCAGCCGCUUUGCCAUCAACUUUCCCAACGCUGCAAAAGCCAAUGUUGCAUUCACCGUGCCCCUGCUUGACUUCCCCACCUGGCUGGAAGUGUUAAACAUGCAUGCCCCACCGGGUCCAAGACUUGUGAAGAUGGACAUUGAAGGCAGCGAGUACGAGGUUCUGCAGACAAUGAUGAACAAGCAACUGCUUUGCGAGAGAGUCAUUGACCAGAUGACGAUCGAGUGGCAUCCUUACAAGGAGGUUGCUGCCGAAGGAGGCGAACUCAAGCAGUUUGUGAUGGCUGGGAAGGGUUGCCGCAUGGGCCCGCAGACCAAUGUUACAGCACUUGACUCGGAGGAUUACCGCGAUGAUGGGCAGCCCUUGCCAUGA
Symbiodinium natans is the source of this 1095-nucleotide messenger RNA. The record is from the annotation of a GenBank genome assembly. Lineage: Eukaryota; Dinophyceae; Suessiales; Symbiodiniaceae.